Messenger RNA from Momordica charantia (bitter melon), 1844 nucleotides. RefSeq names its product mitochondrial editing factor 19 (gene MEF19). The record is from RefSeq and is a predicted model, not a curated record. Gene Ontology annotation, molecular function: RNA binding; protein binding. NCBI's taxonomy places the organism in Eukaryota, Viridiplantae, Streptophyta, Magnoliopsida, Cucurbitales, Cucurbitaceae. Gene Ontology annotation, biological process: RNA modification.
AUUAGAUUAUAGCGAGAGAUAAAACCAUAGAGUUUCCCAUUCAUCUUUAAAAAAAAAAUAAAAAAUCAUUUUCGCUCGAGGAUCGAUUUCUAUGAUCUUCAAUGUAGCGCAUCUGAUCGAGAACGCAGAUAAUGAAGCAGAAGUAUCGCACUAUUAUAAGCUUCUUAGAAAAAUGCGGAACAAUGAAGGAGUUAAAACAAGUACAUGGACUGAUGAUUGUCACUUCAAUCAUCAAGAAAAUUAUCCCCUGCAGCAGAAUCAUUGAUUUCUGUGCAGAUUCCGAGCUGGGUGACAUCGACUAUGCGAGAUCAGUUUUCGAUCGAAUCGAUCAGCCCAGUGUCUACAUCUGGAACUCGAUGAUCAAAGGGUACUGCAAUGGCGGCGACAAAUUUGAAGCUCUGUUUAUGUAUGAAGAAAUGCAGAGGAAAGGCUUCUCUCCGGAUCAUUUCACCUUCCCUUUUGUUCUGAAAGUGUGCACCGUAAUCGGUCUUUUUGAAUAUGGGCAAAGCGUUCACAAUCGAAUUCUGAAAACUGGGUUUGAAUUAGAUGCGUAUACUUCUUCUUGUUUGCUCAAUAUGUACGUUUCUUGUGGAGAUUUGAGUUCGGGGUUGAAGGUGUUUGAGAUUAUUCCCAAGUGGAAUGUGGUCGCUUGGACUUCACUAAUUUCUGGGUUUGUUAACAAUAAUCGGGCCAGAGAAGCUUUAAAAUUGUUCGAGGAUAUGGAGAAUGAAGGUGUGGAGCCUAAUGAAAUCACCAUGGCCACUGUCUUGGCUGCAUCCGCUCAUUGCAGGGAUAUAAAUACUGGGAAAUCGGUUCACAAUCGUCUCUGCAAACUUGGUUGUGAUCCAUUUGAUUCGACGUCAAGCUUCAAUGUAAUACUUGCAACUGCGAUCAUAGACAUGUAUGCAAAAUGCGGCAAGUUGGUAACCGCGCGAAACCUGUUUGACAAAAUGCCUCAAAGGAACUUGGUUGCUUGGAAUUCCAUGAUCAGUGGUUAUAGUCAAUAUGGUCGAGGAGCGGAGGCACUAAGCCUUUUCAUUGACAUGGGAGUGGCUAGGUUUGUUCCGGAUAAAGCUACAUUUUUUAGUGUGAUAGGUGCUUGCACCCAUCUGGGGUUUCGGUCGACGGGGCGAAGUCUUCAUGCUCGCAUGUUGAAAACAAGAUUUGGUGAAGAUGUUGCCAUUGGAACAGCUCUUAUGGACAUGUAUGCCAAAGCUGGAGAUGCAGAUACUGCACUAAAGAUCUUCAGUAAGUUGCAGAAGAAGGACGUAAUGGCCUGGACGACGAUGAUAUUAGGCUUAGCAAUACAUGGCAAAGGUGAAGAAGCACUGCAUAUGUUCAGAAGAAUGGAAGCAGAAGCUGCAGUUGCUCCUGACCGAAUCACCUACAUAGGAGUUCUAUGGGCAUGCAGCCAUCUUGGGCUGGUCGAAGAAGGUCAGAAACAGUUCACCUCCAUGACCGAGGCUCACAGAAUUGAGCCAACCAUGGAGCAUUAUGGCUGCAUGAUCGAUCUUUUGAGUCGUGCAGGCCACUUCGAAGAGGCGGAGGAGUUUCUGAGGAAAAUACCAAUGCAACCCAAUGCAACAAUCUGGAGUUCUGUUCUGAAUGGCUGUGAAAUGUAUGGAAAUGUGGGUCUGGCUAACAGAGUGAAAAGCCACAUAGCAGAACUGAAGAAUUCUGGUAGUGGUGUUUAUGUACUUUUGUCAAAUAUUUAUGCCAGAGCCUGUAAAUGGCAGGAAGUGAAGCUGGCUAGAGAAAUGUUGAAGCAUAGAAGAAUUGGAAAAACUCUUGGACACAGUUUUGUUGAAAUAAAAUUGCUGACUUCAUAGCUAAUGCUAGUAUUG